Molecule: messenger RNA, 1559 nt
Organism: Cajanus cajan (pigeon pea)
Lineage: Eukaryota; Viridiplantae; Streptophyta; Magnoliopsida; Fabales; Fabaceae
Source: RefSeq, a predicted model, not a curated record
ACUACCCCCAUUCCCAAACGGACCAUUCACUCUACUCAGACGCACCCAUUUAUUCCUCUCACCACCAAACCGUGACACUCUCUUUGCUUUCUUACCUUCCAUUCUUUUAUUCUCCCCCACGCUCUCUACUCUCUUCCAAACAAUUAACACUCAAUGGACCUCAGUAAACUCACCCUACAGAUCUUCUCCAACCUCGAGCACAAAUGGCUCUCACAUUGUAAAGCCCCCAACAAAACCCGCAUUCUCAGCAUUGACGGCGGAGGAACCACCGCCAUUGUCGCCGGACAAGCUCUCCUCCGCCUCCAGGAUCAGAUCCGUCUCCACACCUCCGAUCCCCACGCUCAGGUCGCCCAUUUCUUCGACAUCGUCGCCGGCACCGGCAUUGGCGCCAUCCUCGCCGCCAUGAUCACCGCCGCCGACGCCUUCGGCAGGCCGCUCUACACCGCCACCGAAGCCGUCCGUCUCGUCUCCGAGAGGAACUCCGAACUCUACAAGCUCAAAUCCGGCGGCGUCUUCCGCCGCCGCCGGAGAUUCUCUUCCCGGAGCAUGGACAAUGUGCUGAAGCAAGUGUUCCAGAGGAAGGAGGACGGACGGUUGUUGACCUUGAAGGACACGUGUAAACCGCUGCUUAUUCCUUGCUUCGACCUCAAGAGUUCCGCGCCGUUCGUGUUUUCACGAGCCGACGCGUCGGAAUCUCCGAGCUUCGACUUCGAGCUCUGGAAGGUGUGCCGCGCCACGUCGGCAACGCCGAGCCAUUUCAAGCCGUUCGACUUCGCCUCCGUGGACGGCAAGACGUCGUGCUCCGCCGUGGACGGCGGUCUCGUGAUGAACAACCCUACGGCGGCGGCCGUGACGCACGUUCUCCACAACAAGCGCGAUUUCCCGGCGGUGAACGGCGUGGAGGAUCUCCUGGUGCUUUCCUUGGGGAACGGUUCCUCGGGCGCGAAAGCGUGCGAGAGUGGCACGUGCUCGACGCCGUCGGUGGUUGACAUUGUGCUGGACGGUGUUUCCGAGACCAUUGACCAGAUGCUAGGGAACGCCUUCUGCUGGAACCGUACCGAUUACGUCAGAAUCCAGGCGUUCGGUUUGGCAAUGAGGCAGGAGGAGGUGCUGAAAGAGAGGGGAUUGGAGUCGUUACCGUUUGGCGGGAAGCGGUUACUGACGGAGACUAACGGAAACAGAAUAGAUAGCUUCGCGCAACGUCUUGUUGCUACCGGAAAACCAAGCCCGCCGUCUAGUCCCUGCAAGGAUUCCGCCGUCAACCCACUCGCUAACGGCCGCUAGUUUUUUUCUUUUUAACUCGUGUUUCUUUUUUUUUGAUUUUAACGCUGUAAACUGUAACUAGUGUUUUUAACUAGUUAUGCCAGCUGUCCUAGUUAAUAGCAUUUAAUUUACUACCACUGCCUCCUCUAUUUACUUGUCCUGGUAGCUUCUUCUCCAAUUUUCCUCGCAUGAUUUUGAUUAUGACUAUGAUUUCUUUGAGUGUAGAGAGGCCUAGUGGAGUAAUCAUGGGCUUAAGUUUUACCCAACACAGACACAACCAUUGGAUUUCCUGUUUA